CAACAAUUUCAGUCAGUACUUGCACAGGUAGAACUGAGUCACAUUUUGCUGACAGCUCUGGAGGCAGGUAAUACAGACACACCUGUACCUAGGAAAACAACGUCUGAAUUUCAUCACAGAGAGCUUCCAAACCCACAAAGCACAGGUUUAGCAGAAUACAAUAGACGUGGAUAAAGACUGGUUGCAACAAUGACAUCUGUACAAACAAAGAAAGAAGGGAAGGAUCAAGACCGGCAAACUAUUCUGAAACAGAUGAAAGUGCGGACAAAACUGAAAAUGGACAAGAGCUGGAUUAAUCAAGGCUCCGAGGAUGAGAGAGACGAUGUCACCAGCCCUGUAUCUCCACAGCUGAAGGCGCUCGAGGGAAGGAAAGCCUUGUGGUCUCCAACCCCAGAAUCUGAGCCUGACAGAAACUCUGGAAUAUUUACAGCUAAAGAGUUCAUUACAAACUCCUCUUCUCCACCUGUUCAAUCAAUUAACAAACGGUUCUCAUACAGCUCCACUGAAAACAAUACAACACAGUCCACAACAUCUAAGCCAUCACCACCACCAUCCACCACAGGCGGCAACAGGCAAGCAACCUCAUACAUCAUAAGGGGACAGCCAGUAAAUGCGGUCUCUCAAGUGAAAAACCCAACUUUCUUCAAUGGAUACCAGAAAAGCCAAAUCCAGGCUCGGACAACCAGCCUUCCACGAGUCCCAACGGCUACUGGCUACAAAAUGUCUACAGAAGAAUACAAGAAACUGGCACCAUAUAAUAUAAAAAGCAAAUCGGGAGACAAUUCAGAUGACGAGACAACGUUCACACAGCAGGAGCAAGUUAAGAGGACUGAACAAGCGAGCAGUGUGCUGAGGAACACUACAUCUAAAGAUCGCUCAUACGUUAUAUCUGCAGCAAAAAGACAUAGUGGAGUUGUCACACAAGAUUCAGGUACACCUUUUUUAGCCAAAAGGGUUGAUAUACAAGAUGAAGAGAUUGGCACCACCAGGAAGAGUCAGACCCUCCCCAAAAACCUGUCAUCGUAUCUCGCUGAUGAUGCCAACAGGUAUGAAAAUAACUGGGCAGAAACACAAACUAAGCAGACUUCAACUCAGCCAUCUCCAGCUAGGGUGACGGAAAGAAGCAGCAGCCCCAUGCUGACCUCAUAUUCUAUGACCAGCAGUUCCCCUGUAAAACCUGAAGCUGGGAAGAUCACCGUGGUCAGAGAGGAUAGCCGCAAUGAAAACAAAGACGCUUCCAAACCAUCAACACAGAAGGAAAGUACUACAACUGUGCACACAAGAACUGAGAGGGUGUCCGAGAGAAGCAGCAGCCCCAGGCUGACCUCCUAUUCUAUGAUCAGCAAUGUUGAUGGCAGAAGUUCCCCUGUGAAGCCUGAAGCUGGAAAAAUCACAGUGGUCAGAGAGGAGAGCCGCAAUGAAAGCAAAGACGCUUCCAAACCACCAACAGAGAAAGAGAGCUCUACAACUACGCACACUACAAGAACUGAGAGGGUGGAGGCCAAAGACCAGAAGGAUGUGCCGAAAUCGCUUCUCUCAUACCUCUAUGAGGAUGCCAGCAGGUUUGAAAAUAAUUGGAAAGUAAAUCAAAACGCACAACCAGCUUUGCAGACAUCACCUGCACGGGUGGAGGUCAAAGACAAAAAGAAUGAAUCUCUGGCGAAAUCCCUUGAUUUAUAUCUGUCCGAGGAUGCCAGCAGGUUUGAAAAUACUUGGAAGUCAAUGCAAGCACUACAGCCAGCUUUCCAGACAUCACCUGCCAGGGUGGAGGUCAAAGACAAAAAGGAUGAAUCUCUGUCGAAAUCCCUUGAUUCAUACCUAUUUGAGGAUGCCAGCAGGUUUGAAAAUGCUUGGAAAUCAAUGCAAGCACUACAGCCAGCUUUCCAGACAUCACCUGCCAGCGCAUCAGACCGUUCAGAGAGCCCCAAGCUGACAUCCUGGAAUACAGAGACGAGGAGCUCCACCAUCAAACCUGAACCUGGAAAGAUCACAGUUCUAAGACCAGAAAGUGACAAUUUGACACCCAAACCUACCGAGAACAGAACAUCCACCAGAACUGUCACCACCACAGUUGACAGUGGAAACAUCAUUUCCGACAUCCCUAAGCUGAAAUCUUGCAGUGAUAACACUGAGACAAGAAGCUCAACUGUACAAGCAGGACCUGGGAAGAUCACUCUCCUUAGAGAAGAAAGGGAGCCUCCAAAAGUGACGACACAAGCAAGUUCCACUACAAGGACUGUGGAAACCUCUCAUGAAAGUAACAAAGAUAGUCCAGACAUCCCAACCCUGACAUCCUCCACCUUCUCCAGAACUCUCACAGAGAAUUUACCCAUAAUGCAGGCUGGACCUGGAAAAAUCACUAUAAUCAGAGAGGAUAGCCUACCUCCUAAACCUGUCCCCCGAACAGAAUCAAAGCCAAAAGACACCUCAAAUAAUAAACCUUUUGAUCUGAUCAGCUGGACUGAUUUGGAAAACAACUAUGACAACAGACUUCCAAAGGAGAAACCAGCAACAGCCCCAACACCAGUUCCCCGUAUCACCAAUAAGGACAGUGGGAAACCUGCAAAUGAAGCUCCCUUGGCUGUGAUCUCCCCAGAGCUCGAUAAUAAGAGCAUACCCUCAAAUUCAGGAAACAGAAACGUCAAGAUAUCUAUAGAGACAUUAUCUGAGCAACCACAAACAACUGAAAUCCACAAGACCGAGAGAAGCAGCUCUCCAAGCAUAACCUCGAAUUCAGGAAACAGAAAUGUCAAGAUAUCAAUAGAGACAUUAUCUGAGCAACCACAAACAACUGUAACCCACAAAACAGAGAGAAGCAGCUCUCCAAGCAUACCCUCAAAUUCUUCAAACAGAAAUGUCAAGAUAUCAAUAGAGACAUUAUCUGAGCAACCGAAAACAACUGAAACCCCCAAAGCAGAGAGAAGCAGCUCUCCAAGGCCUAGUCCACGUUCCAGAGAAAGCACCAUGACAACCAAAGUCACAGAAUCUAGAUACCGAGUUCCAGAGACACUUGGAGAUACAAUGCUUGAAUCAAGUCCCAGCAGAUCCAGCUCACGUACUACAGUCACUACAACUCGCACCACAGAUCCUGUGUACACAGAUUAUCUAGAAGACCGCAAUACCAGAUCAACACGAACUGUCCAUAACUCAAGGGAAAAUGGUACAACAUCUACCACAGUGGAGACUCGGUAUGACAAUUCUUCCUAUGGAGACACAAGUCCGUACGAUCCUCAGUCUUCCAGCAAAGGAAUCCUUUUUCUGAAGGAGUAUGUCAACACAAGUGAGAAUAUGAAAUCUCCAACCACUGCUGGAAGUCUCCCAGACUUCUCAGGUGAUUCUGAGAUAUCCUACAGCAGCAGUUCCAAUUAUAUGUACAGCAGUGCACCAAGGAGGUCUGAGGAAGGUCCUUGCACUUACUGUGGUCGUGAAAUCAAAGACUGUGCCAAGAUCAUGCUAGACCACCUUAAUAUCUACUGCCAUGAGUAUUGUUUUAAGUGUGGAAUUUGCAAUAAGCCAAUGGGAGAUUUAAUUGACAGCCUCUUUAUUCAUCGGGAUGUGGUUCACUGCGAGAGCUGCUAUGAGAAGCUCUUCUAGUUGGAUGUUACAGCUUAAGGAAGACCAUCAUGGGAACUCUGAAUCAUCAUCAUCAACCAGAUUCUUAUUAUUGGCUAAACAUGACCAAGUUAUUACAAAUUAAAGUAUUUUCUUAAUCGUGUUCAUUUGCUUAUAAUAUGUAAGAUGCAAGUUAUUUACUCAGAGGGAUUGCACCUUUUUACUGUGAUUGACAUCUGUACAUAUUGAAGUGGAGACAGACAGUAUGCAGUACAUACAUUAAUGUCAUAGGCCUCUUCUGACUGUUAUAUAUUCCUUUUAUUGAACAAAUUCUUAUCAAGACAUGAUAUGACUUAGUGCAAUCUGCUUAGUGAAGUUCUAUCUAUAGCAGGGAUAUUGAGUAAGUAUAUAGGGUGACUUGUCUUUUGGCAAUGUAUUUACAGUAUUUACUAUUUUUUCUAAUAAUCAUGUUCUAUUACUCAAAAUUUCCAUUUAACAAGUCCAACCUAUAAAAAGGUUUUUAUGAAUCUAA
Molecule: messenger RNA, 4084 nt
Organism: Rana temporaria (common frog)
Lineage: Eukaryota; Metazoa; Chordata; Amphibia; Anura; Ranidae
Gene: ZNF185
Product: zinc finger protein 185 with LIM domain
Exons: 44
Coding region: 190-3594 (1134 amino acids)
Source: RefSeq, a predicted model, not a curated record